Labeo rohita (rohu) is the source of this 1848-nucleotide messenger RNA. RefSeq names its product dehydrogenase/reductase (SDR family) member 13a, tandem duplicate 1 (gene dhrs13a.1). The record is from RefSeq and is a predicted model, not a curated record. The coding region runs from base 111 to 1067 and encodes 318 amino acids. The transcript has 5 exons. NCBI's taxonomy places the organism in Eukaryota, Metazoa, Chordata, Actinopteri, Cypriniformes, Cyprinidae.
AUCCAAGAGGGCGUGUUUGUUUCCAGUACCCAGUCUUUCUGUUUCCAGUGUGGAGGAAACCGAGCUCUUUUAUAAGCAAAUACAGCAGUUACUGCUCUGAUCGUUUAAAUAUGUUUACCUUUCUGCUCAUUUGCGGAGGACUCGUCGGGUUUUACCUUCUGCUGUGCGUGACAGUGUUACGACUGCCGAAAUGUAAAAGUACAGCCAAGCUGCACGGGAAGACCGUGAUCGUGACUGGAGCAAACACGGGUAUCGGCAAAGCCACCGCGCUGGAUCUGGCGAAAAGAGGAGCUCGUGUGAUUCUAGCCUGCAGGGAUGAAAGCAGAGCUCAGGCUGCUGUCACAGACAUCCAGAGGGAAUCGGGAAACAAAGAGGUGUUGUAUAUGCACUUAGAUCUGGCCAGUUUGAAGUCUGUGAGGUCUUUCGCUGAAAACUUUCUCAAGAAAGAAUCCAGAUUGGACAUUCUUAUCAACAACGCAGGACUUGUAAUUGAUGGCAAGACUGAGGAUGGCUUUGGAAUGAUCUUUGGCGUCAAUCACCUCGGUCACUUCCUGUUAACCGUCCUGCUGCUGGAAAGGUUAAAAGAGUGUGGCCCCAGCAGAGUUGUGACAGUCUCUUCAAUGGCCCAUUCAUGGGGGACAAUUGAUUUCAGCUCCAUCAACACUCAUAAAGAUUUGGGUUUAGGAAAUUCUGCUACUGCCUUAUUAGGCUUGUACGGUCACAGCAAACUCUGCAAUGUCCUUUUUACGCAUGAACUGGCCAAGAGACUCAAAGGCACAAAUGUCACCUGCUACAGUCUGCAUCCAGGGGCCAUCAAAACGGAAAUUGGUCGUCACAGCAAUCUGUGGUGGCGGAUGUUCAUGGCACCGAUUUUGCUGCUUUUCUUUACGGAUGUAGAAUCUGGAGCUCAGACGUCUCUUUAUUGUGCACUUCAAGAGGGUAUCGAACCCCUGAGUGGACGCUACUUCUCUAGCUGUGCAGUGCAGAAUGUUUUUGCUAAAGCCAGAGAUGACGCAGUAGCCAAAAAGCUUUGGGAAGUCAGCGAGAGGCUUGUUGGUUUAGCGUGAGAUGAUUCGUUUCAUUACACCCGUAUGGAUUUACAUUUGCACAGUCUGUUUAGUGGCACCUGUGGUUAAUUGUGUUGGAUAAAUCAAUGUUCUACAUAUUAAAAAAGCCUGUGUUAAACUUUGUGGUUCAUAACAUGCUCUGACCGCAACAAACAAGCUAUUUAAUUCUUCUAAUAAAACUAUUCUUUGAUAUUUUGAAUGUAACACAAACCGCUGCAUAUAUGACAUGUUUUCACUUCCUGAAGUUUAUUGGACAAGGUUUCCACCACAUAAAUCAUGUUUCUUUGUCAUACCAGAGUAAAGAUGUAACUCGCUAGGUGUGUCUGGGGAUAUCAAGGCCUUACUGUGAUGAAUGCGUCACCUCUCCCUGUUGGAGUAUGUAAAGGAACAAUAUGCACAAUAUGAACAAUAUCAUGUGCGGAUUGCUGGUGUCAAAAAAUAUGCCAUGGAAGGCCAGUUACUCAAUAACUCCAUGAUAAUGUGACUCAAAAACGUUUGGCACCGAGUUCUAUGAUAAUGUCAUCUCUACUAAGAAAUUCAAACAACAUUCAAUCACUUCUCAGUUUUACUAAUAACUACUACAAACUUCAGCUUUGCCAUCACCAGAAUAAAUCACACUAUUUAAAAUAUACAAACUGUGGUGUUUGCUGUAUUUUUUGGUCUCAACAUCUUACCAAAUAAUGUUGUUAGAAAAGCUUAUUCUACCCAGUGUGUGUUUUAAGUUAUAUCUUAACUAUGAUGAUUAUUUAAUAUUUGUUUAAUUAAAAUGUAAUUGUUUAUA